UAGACUUUUUGCGUCCCUCUUCGUUCUCUCUCACCUCACCUUCCACACAAGCUUCUCUCUCUCUAUUUUCACGUCCACUCCAUUCAUGGCUUCUGCUAUCAACGAACGACUCUAACCUCAGAGUCUAACUCAUAAGGGAGAGGAAGCAGAGGAUCUUUCAAGCAUCUUGUACAGAGUUGGACCACAUUUUCCUUGAUGUUGCAGGCUCUGUCAGAGAUUUCUUGAGUUCUUUUCCCCAGGGUUCAAUUUGUUCCAAGGAUGAGAAACUUAAUACUAAUGACGAGUGCCAGACGUCCCAGUAGAUGCAACGACUGCGGAAUUACUGGUUCCAUUUGUGUUUAGUUGCUUCUAGCCUGGCGGAAAAUCCAUAAAUUUAUCUUUAGAGAAUGCUGUUCUUCCAGUCCUAGAGCUUUUCAUGAGUAGAUUUCAGUUGACUCUCGUUGGUUAAGCUGGCAUCUCUCUUCUUAAAUACAAAUUGGAUUGCGUUUGGAGUCUUGACAGAUAGCAGUGAUCUCUUGGUGCUUGACUCCUUAGUCUUUUCCUGGGCUUUGUUCAAUGUCUCCAAUGAAAUCCCAAGAAGCCACUUCUGCGGCUUCUCCAUGUAGUUAUCAUGUAUUCUUGAGCUUCAGGGGCGAGGACACUCGCAAGACUUUCACCGAUCACCUCUACACAGCUUUGGACCAAGCCGGAUUCCGCUCCUUUAGAGAUGAUGAUGGCAUAGAAAGAGGAGAAGAUAUCAAGUCUGAACUCGAGAAAGCUAUUCGAGAGUCGAGGAUUUCGAUAAUUGUCUUGUCAAAGAACUAUGCCUCGUCAACUUGGUGCCUCGAAGAGCUUGUGAUGAUACUUAAAUGCAGGGCUUCUGGACAUUUCGUUCUACCUGUCUUCUAUGACGUGGAACCGUCUGAAGUGAGGAAGCAAAGCGGCAGUUUAGAAGAAGCAUUUACAAGGCAUGAAGAGAAGCUCAAAUCAGAAACAAAUGAACUGGCGAAAGAGAAAUUGAAGGAUAAGGUGGGUACAUGGAGGGCUGCGCUUAGAGAAGUUGCAGAUGUGGCCGGGAUGAAUUUACAAAAUCAAGUUGAUGGACACGAGGCAAGGUUUAUCCAGAAAAUUAUAAAAGUGGUUGGAGAUAAGCUAAGAUGCACAACCUUGAACAUUGCGCCCCACUUGGUUGGAAUAUAUUCACGGGUCAAAAACAUUCAGCUUUGGCUAGAAGGUGGGCCAAGUAAUGUUGGCAUAGUUGCAAUUUGUGGAAUGGGUGGAAUAGGCAAGACAACCACUGCAAAACUUCUGUAUAAUUUGAACUUCUCGAGAUUCGAAGGUAGUAGUUUUCUUGAGAAUGUAAGAGAAACUUCACGACAACAAGAUGGUUUAGUUCGUUUACAAAGAAAGUUUGUUUCAGACAUUUUGAAGACAAGGAAAGUAAAACUAAAUAGUAUUUCUGAAGGAACUGCUAUGAUUGAAGAUGCCAUAAUUUGCAAAAAAGUUUUUGUAGUUAUUGAUGAUGUGGAUAAACGUGAACAAUUAGAUGCACUACUUGGAAUGCAACAUUGGCUUUUUUCAGGAAGUAAAAUCAUCAUAACCACUAGGUUUGAGCAGUUACUAGGGGCUUUUGAGUUCUAUAAGGUGCAUAGGGUUGAAAAUCUAAGUAACGAGGAAUCCUUGGAGCUCUUUAGCUGGCAUGCCUUUGGAAAAUGUUCUCCUAACAAUGGAUAUGGAGAGGUCUCAAAAAGGGUGGUAAGCUACUGUGGAGGGCUUCCAUUAGCAAUUGAAGUUCUUGGUUCUUCUUUGUCAGGGAAAUUCUUAAACGUAUGGAAAAGUCAAUUAGAAAAAUUGAAAGCAAUUCCUGACGGUCAAAUCCUUGAAAAACUCCGAAUAAGCUAUGACUCUUUACAAGAUGACCACGACAAACGUCUAUUCCUCCGUCUUGCCUGUUUUUUUGUCGGAAGGGAUAAGGAUUCUACAGUUACAAUCUUAGACAGUUGUGAAUUUUACACAGUGGUUGGGAUUCAAAACCUCGUGGAUAGAUGCCUAAUAUCGAUUGAUGAAAGUAAUACACUGGUAAUGCAUCAUUUGCUUCAACAAAUGGGAAGAGAAAUUGUUCGCCAAGAGUCACCAAAGGAGCCAGGCAAACGUAGCAUCCUCUGGAAUCAUAAGGAUGCAUUUAAUGUUUUGAAAGAAAACACCGGCACAAACGAAAUAGAAGGCCUCAAACUCGAUAUGUGUCUUUUCAAAGAGGAAGGAUAUACGUGUACGGUUUUUGGUGAUAAUAGAAAACGUCGCUAUGAAGAGUACCUUGGGAAGCCCUUAUUGUCAAAUUUGGGUGGUUCCCUUAAAAGAUAUGGUUUCAGUAUCUUCUCCUCUAACCUCAAGCCCACAGAUUCAGAAAAUUCAAAUCGAGUGGCUUUGGAAGCUGAUGCAUUUGCAAGGAUGAACAAACUAAAAGUUCUGCAGCUCAAUGGUGUACAUAUUAGUGGGUCCUAUAAAAAGUUUCCCAAAGGAUUAAGAUGGUUGUGCUGGCGGGGAUUCCAACUUGAGUCCAUAUCUGGUGAUUUCCCUUUGGAGAGCUUGGUUGCUCUUGACAUGCAAUAUAGCCGCUUAAAAAAUGUUUGGGAAGGAACCAAGUUUCUAUGGUUGUUAAAAAUCCUCAAUCUAAGUCAUUCAUAUAACCUUGUGAAAACUCCCAACUUUUUAGAACUCCCCAAUCUUGAGAGGCUGGCGCUUAAAAAUUGUACAAGUUUGGUUGAGGUUCAUGAAUCCAUUGGACACCUUGAGAGACUUGUUUUCUUAAAUUUGGAAGACUGUAAAAAUUUGAGGAAUCUUCCGAGAAGCAUUUGUAUGCUAAAACAUUUGGAAACACUUGUCAUCUCCGGUUGCUCAAAUCUCGACAGAUUGCCGACAAACAUGGGGAAUAUGGAGUCUCUAACUAUGCUCAAGGUAGAUGGAAUUGCUUUGAAUCAAUCUCUCCCUACCAAUGGGCAGGUGAACGCAGUGCAAUCUUUCAUCUGGUCUUGGCGGUUGGAUCCAAGAAAAUGUCCGAAGAUUUCAUGGCUUUCUUUACCAUCCUCCUUGGUAGAAUUAAGUCUGGCGAACUGUAAUCUUUUAGAGGGUGAUUUCCCUGGAGACCUUAGAAACCUAUUCUCACUGACGAAACUAGAUCUAUCGUUUAAUUGCUUUCGUCGCCUCCCUGAUUUCAUCAAAGGUCUUCCGAACCUCGAGUGCUUAUAUAUAAGUCAUUGCCAAAGGCUGCGCAAACUUGAUGAGGUCCUACAACUACGUUAUUUGCGUUGUGGAGCUAAUAGAUUGCUGGGGGAAGUAACGGUUGAAAUCUCGCACCAUCCAACAACCACUUGUCAUGCGGACGCAUGCAACCAUCUAGAGACUUUGAGCUCAUUCAAAUUAGAAUCCAUAGAAAACGUUGAAGCUGAGAUUGUUAACAAUUUGGGCUUGUCGAACUUGCAAUCCAUGAGAAACGUAACUGUAGAGGGAAUGUGGUUUGGCAUGCAACAACUGGGGUUUCCCCUCCAGGUAUGUUAUGAGCCAUAUAUAAUCUACGCUUAUAAUCCUGGUAGCAAAGUUCCAACCUGCUUCAGUUUUAUGAAUCUAGGAUCCUCAAUUGAUUUUAUUGUGCCUUCAUAUCUUAAUUUGAGGAUCCGAGGCUUGAAUGUGUGUUCAAUUUUUGAGCACUCGAAUCCACAAGAAUAUGAAGCACAUACUGUCAUAAGUAAUAGGACGAAGGGCUUGGUUUGGUGCCAUCGCCCAUAUGUCUUUGGAAUUGCAGAAGAUGGUGAAGAUAUGAUGUGGUUAAGUUAUUGGAAGUUUGGAAAUCAAUUGGAAGGCGGAGAUGAAGUCAAUAUUUUAGUGUCCGGAGGUAAAUUAAAGGAGGUUGGAGUCCGCCUUAUUUGCAAGCAGGAACAAGAAGAGAUGAGCUCCCAAUUAGCCUAUGAAGAUAAAAUACUAGGAAAUAUCGUUCCAGGAAAUGUUUCUUCACAUCAGCCGAAAACAAAAUUGUACCAACUCGGCCAUCAUCACGAUUGCAAGUAUUGUGAGCAUCUGUACCCUCCACCUUGGAUCCCUGCUCCUUACGAUUAUGAUUAUACUGUGGAAUGUCUGGUUUCAAGACUUAAGAUGGCAAAACCAUUUUAUGUUUCUCAAGACCUUGGGGGUUGAUUUAUUAAACUUAACAGUUUGUAUCAACAAUAUUUGGGAAAGUCUACAAUACACACCUCUUAAAAGGGUGUACCAUAUGCACCUAUUUUAUGGUUCAUUCAUAACAUUUUAGUGUGUUUCGUAACUUUUAUUCUAGAAUUCAUAACAUUUCAGCAGUACGAUUCAUAAUAUUUUCAUUAUGAUUCAUAACAUUUUGAUGUAUUUCGUAACCUUUAUACGAUUCGUAACUUUUUAGCAAUACGAUUCGUAA
Rhododendron vialii is the source of this 4417-nucleotide messenger RNA. Its product is annotated as disease resistance protein RPV1-like. The transcript has 6 exons. The coding region runs from base 556 to 4167 and encodes 1203 amino acids. Gene Ontology annotation, biological process: signal transduction; defense response. NCBI's taxonomy places the organism in Eukaryota, Viridiplantae, Streptophyta, Magnoliopsida, Ericales, Ericaceae. Gene Ontology annotation, molecular function: ADP binding; protein binding. The record is from RefSeq and is a predicted model, not a curated record.